This is a messenger RNA of Peniophora sp. CBMAI 1063, 708 nucleotides long. Lineage: Eukaryota; Fungi; Basidiomycota; Agaricomycetes; Russulales; Peniophoraceae. The record is from the annotation of a GenBank genome assembly.
AUGUACAACAGCACUACUCCCCUCACCGUCGGGGUGCUUAUCCUGAGAAGCCACACGCAGUUCUCGGACAUAUCGUCCGUCGACAUCCUCGCCAUGGCGAGCACCGACUACUUGAGUAUCCUUGGCCCCAACGCGGCGCCGAUGGCGCCACUCGUAUCACCCAUGGACAUCGUCUACAUCACUGAGGACGGCGCAAGCCCGUUGGCCAUCACAGGCGGCGCUAAGAUUGUGAUCACCCAUUCAAUCCAGAACGCCCCGAAGCUCGACAUCCUCGUCGUUCCGGGCCCGCCCCUUGACUACGUCCCCACGGAGGCCAUCAAGACGCUCAUCAAGUCCACCAACGCAGCCGGCGGGCACAUCUUGUCCGUGUGCUCUGGUAUCAUCGCGGUCGCCCCGUCGGGUGUUCUUGACGGCAAGGUCGGCACAGCCCCGCUUGCGAUGAUACCCACACUGCGCAAGCUCUAUCCGAAGGUCCAAUGGAACGAUACACGCCGAUAUGAGAAGAACGAAGCCGAGGGCACCAAUGGGGAAGUGUGGUCUAGCGGUAGCAUCUUGGAUGGCAUCGACGAGGUGGCGGCUUUCGUGAGGGCGCAUUGGGCUCCCGAGAUCGCUGAGCCUAUGUUGUACGGGGCUUCGGUCCCUGAGCGCUCUGCUGAGUACAGCAAGACGGAGAAAGAGUGGGGAGCCAAGCUUGCCGCUCUCGCUUAA